Molecule: messenger RNA, 1128 nt
Organism: Alternaria incomplexa
Lineage: Eukaryota; Fungi; Ascomycota; Dothideomycetes; Pleosporales; Pleosporaceae
Gene: CPR6
Product: peptidyl-prolyl cis-trans isomerase cpr6
Exons: 4
Coding region: 1-1128 (375 amino acids)
Biological process (GO): protein peptidyl-prolyl isomerization; protein folding
Cellular component (GO): intracellular membrane-bounded organelle
Molecular function (GO): protein binding; peptidyl-prolyl cis-trans isomerase activity
Source: RefSeq, a predicted model, not a curated record
AUGGCUGACACGAAGCGCCCUCGCGUCUUCUUCGACAUCGCCAUCGGCGGCGUGAAAGCCGGCCGUGUUGCUUUCGAGCUCUACAGCGACAUCGUCCCCAAGACCGCCGAGAACUUCCGCGCACUAUGUACCGGCGAGAAAGGCGAAGGCGCAUCCGGCAAGCCGCUGCACUACAAGAACUCGGGCUUCCACCGCGUCAUCAAGGGCUUCAUGAUUCAAGGCGGUGACUUCACACAGGGCAAUGGCACAGGGGGUGAGAGUAUAUAUGGGGAGAAGUUUGAAGACGAGAACUUCGAGAAGGUCCACGACAAGCCGUUCUUGCUUAGUAUGGCGAAUGCCGGCCCAGGAACAAACGGCUCCCAGUUCUUCGUAACCACGGUCCCCACACCGCAUCUCGACAAGAAGCACGUUGUUUUCGGCGAGGUCAUCAACGGCAAGAGCAUCGUGCGCCAGAUUGAGAACCUCAAGACGCAGAGCGGCGACAAGCCAUUCCACGACGCGACCAUCAUUGACUGCGGCGAGCUCACCGGCGAAGACUACGACAAAGCGACAGAAAAGAUCUCGGACGCAACAGGCGACCCCUACGAAGACUUCCCCGAAGACCAAAAGGCCAGCAGCGACGAUGAGUGGAAAGGCGAGGAGAUACUCGAAAUCGCUACCAAGCUAAAAGACAUGGGCAACGACGCGUUCAAGAAGGGCGACCUCAAACUAGGCAUUACCAAAUACUCAAAAGGUAUCCGCUACCUCCACGAGUACCCCGCCCCUCUCGACGACGACCCCGCAGACCUCUGGCCCAAACUUCAGGCCCUGAAGAUCUCCCUCUACUCCAACAGCGCGCUGUUGCAGAACAAGACGGGUGCAUAUAGUGACGCGGCGGAGAGCGCGACCAAGGCGCUGGACAUUGAGGGCAUCACGGAUAAAGACAAGGCAAAGGCGCUCUUCAGGCGAGCGCAGGCUAAGGCGGGCAAGAAGAACGAGGACGAGGCGUUGGCGGAUCUGAAUGCGGCGCUCAAGCUUGCGCCGGGCGAUGCGGCAAUUGUCAAGGAGUUGGAUGUUGUCAAGAAGAGGGUGCAGGCGCGGAAGGAGAAGGAGAAGAAGGUCUAUCAGAAUGCCUUCAACUUCGAUUAG